GACUUGGGAAGUAGCUGGGCGUGUUCUCUCAGUGGCCGGUGCAAGCAGCCUCUCCGUCUCGGGGAAGAGCAAAUACAAAAAAUGCUGGAGUAACUGAGCGGGACAGGCGGCUGCACCCUCUGGAGAGAAGGAAUGGGUGAUGUUUCGGGUCGAGACCUUUCUUCAGACUGACGUCUGGAAUAUUGAACGCGGAGUGGUGGGCUGGACAAACUGCACUGGGUUGGACCUGACACUCGGUGGCUGUUUUGCUGGGGGGUUUAUUUUUUUUUGGAAGGGUUCCCUCCCGGCCUGGUAACUGACAAAUGGCCGAUUUGACCACCGGCCGAGGGUGGCUGCACGGGGAGGAUUGGCACCACAGUUUGGGGGCGAGGGGGAGCUGGUGUGGCAAAGAAUUCCUGCGGUCCUCCCCCCUCACCCUCAAGGAUCUCGGCAGGAGUUACGAGGAAGUCUACAGAGCGUCCGGGUCCCCGUUCCAUUUCCAGGACCCGUUGAACAGGGAGCUGGAAUCCUUCAGCCCGAGCUGGCCGGGGCGCGGUGGGAAAGAGCUGAGGUCUCGGUCAGUCAGCCCAACACGGGAGGGGAGCCUGCGAUGUCUCGACAGCACACGGAGGUUGUAUUAUUCUCCAUUUGACACCAGCAGCGCAACUUUCCCGGAUGGAGCUGUGGACAUUGGGCCCUUUGACCAUAUGAUGAUCAGACGGCCGUUCUCUUCCUGCCACUUUUCGGACACCUGCCUGGUGGAGGAUCCACUCCGCUCUCUCUCUGAGGGUCUGGGGAGCUUCGACGUGGACCUCAAGGUCUCCCUGCUGGACAGCGGGCGGAAGAGGGCCCAACUGCUGAGCCGCCUCAAAGAGACACACCGCCUGCUGGAGGAGCAGUCCGCACAGCUGCGCAAACGCGAGGGUCAGCUGUCGGACAGCAAGACCCAGAUCGAGAUGCUCUCCCUCAAGCAGAAACAAUUGGAAAAUUCCAUCUCCCAGCUGGAAGAGGAGAAGAACUCGCUGGAGCUGACAAGCCUUGAAGACCAAAAGAAAAGUGGGUCGCUGAAAGAGAAACUUUUACAUCUGGAGGUCGAAAUGGCGAAAGCAAAGUCAACGCUGGAUGUGAUCAGCCGUGACCACAAGCCCAUGCCAUCAUCUCCCUCUCGUACACUAUCCUGGGUCCCAAAGUCGGAAGAUGCAGUUAAACAGGAGAAGGAGAGCUUGCUUCGGGAACGGCAGCCCAAGGAUGAAACACUCCGGAUUUACAAGGAGCGGGUGAGGGCACUGGAGGGGGAGCGGGACAAAGCUGGAGAAGAGUUGAGGAAUAUCCAUGAGGCUCAACAGUCGGUGCUUGUGAAGAGUAACGAGGCCAAUCAGAGGCUGACGGAUUCCUUGCGAGCUCAGGCAGAUCUUCACGAGGAGCUCAACGACAUGCGCCUCAAGUACAACAAAGCCGGUCUGGCCAGGGACUUGCUCGCUGCCAAAUUGGAGAGGCUGGAAGAGUCUGUCACCAACUUGAAGACCAAACUGGAAGAUGUAGCCGCUGACAAAGAUCGGUUCCUGCAGGAGAAGGUGGACCUACACAAGUGUGUCCAACACCUGACUCUGGAGCUGGAACGGGCCCUGAGAGGGAGAGAAGGCUUCGAUGACCAAGUGUCUAAUCUCCAUGAAGAGUUGUUGACCACCAAAUCCCAGGCCAACAGACAAGACCAGGAGAAGAUCAUACUGAAGGAGAAGUUAGCAGCCACCAGCCAGGUGAACGAGAAGCUGAGCGGCGAGCUGGGCGAGUUGCGGCAGACCCUGGGGCUACGGCAGGAGCGGCUCCAUCACCUGGAGGCCGAGAAGAAGCUCCUCACCAACCAGGUGGAGGCCCUGGACAAAGAGCGGUCCCAGCUGGUCGGUGAGAACGGCGAGCUGCUGGCCACGGGCCAGGUGGACAACAAGGCCCAUCGGGAGGAGCUGCAGGCCCUGGUGGCGGACUGCACGGAACUCAGGGCCUCCGAGGGCAAGCAGAGAGCGCGGUGCAAGUCCCUGGAGGCUGAGCUGCAGCAGAAGGUUGAGGAGCUGACAAUGGUGACGUUGGAACAGGGACAAGUUGCCCAGCAGUGGAAGGAGAGGUGGAAUGAAACCUCCUGUGCACUCAGAGCCAAGGAGAAGGCGCUCCAGUUGGCUGCCCUGAGGCAGCUGACCAAGAAGGAGAAGGCUGAACUACUGGGAGAUUGUGAAAUAUUUGCAGCAGACUUAGAGGAGCUUAUUGAACUGAGGACAGAAUUAGCCAGGGUGACGGCAGAGAAGGCCCAGCUGAGACGCCAACAAGAGGAGAGUGGGCGCAUCAUAGACCUUCUCCAGCUCCAGAAGGACAUCAGCAGUGACUCUGCGCUGCGGGGCUCCAGCAGGUGUACCGGGGGCUUGGACAGUGUACGCGCCGAGCUGCAGAAAAAUCGCAACCAAAUCCAGGACCUUGAGAAGGAGAAGGGUGAGAUGGAGAUGGAGCUGAAGAAAUUCAAGAUGCAGAGCGCGCCGCUGGUGCGGGUGGAGCUGGACGCAUGUCGGCAGCAACUGGAGCUGGAGCGGAGCAGGAGCAGCAAGCUGCAGCACCAGGUGCAGGAGCUGCAGAGGAGUAGCCGACCCCAGGAGCAGGGCCAGGCAAGAGUUGUGCACAAGGUACAAGGCAGGCAAGCUGGAACACCAUCAGACGACCCCUGCGUGCAGGAAGCUGUGUGCAACAAUGAGAAGAACAAAGAAGAAUCAAUCGAUCACCUUGAAGACAUUGAGGAACCUCCCAGCCCAGAGUUCUCCGUGAACAGUAUCGCUGGGCCUCAGACACAGGAGCUGCUGAAGGAAAUCUCCGCACUGCAGCAGGACCUCAGGGAAUCCAAGACCACCCAGCGGCAGCAGAACGCAAUCAUCCGUGGCCUGAGAGAGGAACUGGAAGAAGCCAACUUAAACAAACCAAGAGAAAUAAAGGCCUCGCUGGAGGAGGUGGACGGCGAGCUAUUCCAGGUGCGGGAGGAGCUUCAGAAGGUCUGGGACAUGUUGCACACACGGGAUAGCAAGCUGGAGGAGCAGCACCAGGAGCUGGAGUCUGCACGAGGACAGUUCUCCGAAUGCAACUCUGAGAAUCAGCGGCUGGAGAACCUGGUGACUGCCUUGAAGCAGCAAGUGUCGGAGAAGGAACACACGCUCAGGCAGCACGAGAGGUUCCAACGCACUGAGAAAACCGAGUUUGAUAUCAAGAUUUCGGCGUUGGAAUUAAAGUUGGCAGAGGUGGCAGUCAUGGGUGAAGCUCGACAGGAGAUUCCGAUUGAGGAAGGCGAGAGUCGUCCGCUUCAGAAGUGUCUUCGCUGUGACUCCUUUCUGGAGAAAAUGAACUCCAAGGCACAAGGCUUCGGUGAGCAAAAUACUCAGCUGCAAGAGGAGAGGACAAAGGCUCUCAAGUCAUUGAACGAGACCCAGGUUCGGACACAGGGGUUGGAAAAUACCGUGGACCUCGAACAGCAGCUUACUCAGACUCUCGAAGGAGAGAACAGUGACUUGUGCAAACGCAGUCAGCGGAUGUCAGAACAGCUACUUAGUUUGACAAGCGAGCAAAAGGAUUUGACAAAAGCUUACGGUGAACUACCAGAAGAAUUGAAGGGAGAGACUUCUGUUGAAUACUGGGCACCCAGAUCACACCUGGUCCAGAAUGUGGGAGAAAUGGUGAAGGCUCAGGAGGAGGAGCAGCGGGCUGUGGAGAGGCAGAGUCACCGGUUGAAGGAACGUGCCGCCUGCCAGAACUUCCACCAGUUGCAGGAGGAAAUGCAUCAGCUGCAGCAUCAGCUCGACAGCAAAAGACAAAAGAUGGCCACCAUGGCUUGUGAAAUGGAAUCGCUGAAACACAAGAAUGAAGACCUCGUGAAAGCUCAAGCCGGGAGUCAGCAUCUUCUGGAGAAAGACUGGCGCCGCCAAGCUUCAUCUCUUGCUUUGACCGGGCUGGAAUCGAGGACUUCAGACGGGCAGCAGUCCAGCCCUUGGGCCGCCCACUCCUUCCAGGAGUUCAAACCUUUCAACAGAAGAGGCAGAGACCUCUCCCCGUACCGAAGGGAAGAGCUGGGCUCCUCUGCUGAGGCCAGUGGAUUUGGCGUGAGAUCUGGCCACGGCUACUUGGAGGCCGUGCCGUCUGACCAGAGUCCCCUCGGGGCCGAGUUGGCCCUCCGCCCGGAGGUGUGGUUCGGUGGCGCGCCGACAAGCCCGCUCUGGCCAAGGGGAGCCAGCAUGCCAGACCGGUCACCGUCACCCCUCCCCCCGAGCAGGACACCAUCUCCCCCCAGACACAGCCGCUCAGUCUCACCACUCAACAUCGGCAGGCCCUCCCGCGACUUCUCCUCCGCAUCCGAUGGCCAGAGCGAGGAGGAGAAGAUGCAAGGAAGGAUGAUGUCAUCGGCAGUCAAGUGCUCUCUCCUCCUGUCUCCCAGACCCUUCAACAUGCACAGGAUGAACCUGAACAAGAAGUAACGUGUGGGACGGAACAGUUUAAGAUGGACACAAAAAUGCUGGAGUAACUCAGCUGGGCAGGCAGCAUCUCUGGAGAGAAGGAAUGGGUGACGUCUUGGGUCGAGACCCUUCCUCAGACUAAUGUCGCACCAGCUUCUCAGUCUCACCUAGCAAUGAUUCCUGGGAUGGCAGGACUUUCAUGUGAAAAAAGACUGGAUAGACGCGGUUUGUACUCGCUAGAAUUCAGAAGAUUGAGGGGGGAUCUUAUAGAAACUUACAAAAUUCUUAAGGGGUUGGACAGGCUAGAUGCAGGAAGAUUAUUCCCAAUGUUGUGGAAGUCCAGAACUAGGGGUCACAUAGUUUAAGGAUAAGAGGGAAGUCUUUUAGAACCGAGAUGAGAAAAACAUUUUUUUUCACACACAGAGAGUGGUGAAUCUGUGGAAUUCUCUGCCACAGAAGGUAGUUGAGGCCACAGUUCAUUGGCUAUAUUUAAGAGGGAGUUAGAUGUGGCCCUUGUGGCUAAAGGGAUCAGGGGGUAUGGAGAGAAGGCAGGUACGGGAUACUGAGUUGGAUGAUCAGCCAUGAUCAUAUUGAAUGGCGGUGCAGGCUUGAAGGGCCGAAUGGCCUACUCCUGCACCUAUUUUCUAUGUUUCUAUGUUUCUAAUGUCCUGCUUUCUUUAUCAUCAUUACUUUUUUCCACAUCUUUCAUUCAUUUCUUCUACAUCUCUCGUUUCCCUCUCCCCUGAAUCUCAGUCUGAAGGAGAGUCUCCACCCGAAACAUCACCCGUUCCUUCUCUCCAGAGAUGCUGCCUGUCCCGCUGAGUUACUCCAGCUUUUGGUGUCUAUCUUCUGAACAAGAAAAGUAAGAUAGCGGAAUAAUUCGAAAGCAGUUGCUGCAUUACAAAUAUUUUGAACAAACAGAGGUGACUGGAGCUCUCGACUCUGUAAGGAGCGUUCUCCUCAAGGCAAUCCUGGACAAGAUCAUUUAUUGUAGGAGACCGAUGCUUGCUUGUCACUAUUAUAUGUGGUUCAAUAUAGCAAAUAAUAUUCCUCUGCUGAUUUGUUUGCACAGCAAGCUGUAUUUCUCUUUUCCAUUUUAUACCCUGUGUUUCAAGCCGUGCAUUUUGGAAUAAUUCUACGUCAAAUCCCAAUGCAGGGUCUUGGCAUGAAACAUCACUCAGCCCUUUACUUCCAUGUUCAAACGUAAAAUAGCAUGGCAGUAAGAGGCCCUUUGGCCCGCAAUGUCUGUGCCGAAUGUGAUACCUGAUCUCAUCUGCCUGCAGGUAAUCCAUGUCCCUCCAUAUCCAAGUGCCGACCUAACAGGUCACGGGGAGAACGUGCAAACUCCGCGCAGACAGCACCUGUGGGCAGGAUCGAACCCGGGUCUCUGGCGCUGUGAGGCAGCAACUCCACCGUGCCGCCCUUACUUCUGUCGGGGUCACCCCUCAAUCUCCAGGGUUCCAGCGAAAACAGUCCAAGUUUGUCCACGAAUGUCUCUCCAGAAGGACAUUGCCAGUUGUGUCUUUGUUGAAACCACGAUGAGCGGAAUAAGUUCCUUCCCUGAUUCUGCUGCAUUUGUAAAGAGUUGUUUUUAGCAUGUUUUUCGGUUUGUGACGUACUUCAUUACAGCUAUCGCUGCACCUGAA
Leucoraja erinaceus (little skate) is the source of this 6100-nucleotide messenger RNA. Its product is annotated as myosin-13-like. The transcript is spliced from 32 exons. NCBI's taxonomy places the organism in Eukaryota, Metazoa, Chordata, Chondrichthyes, Rajiformes, Rajidae. Bases 303 to 4475 code for a protein of 1390 amino acids. The record is from RefSeq and is a predicted model, not a curated record. Gene Ontology annotation, biological process: phosphorelay signal transduction system.